This is a messenger RNA of Soboliphyme baturini, 1019 nucleotides long. The record is from the annotation of a GenBank genome assembly. Lineage: Eukaryota; Metazoa; Nematoda; Enoplea; Dioctophymatida; Soboliphymatidae.
UUGACUCAACCAGUCAGUAGUAAAGUACCUCAGGCACUUGAUGAACAGAACACAUAUCCAUGUUCAGCAGCUGACGUGGCCAACGUCACCGUUCAACACAUUCGCCGAGAAGAUGGAAUUAGAGUGCCUUCACCUACCAACCUUCUAAUUGAAAGGAUAUUAACGAAAAGCAUUCUCAUUUCAUGGCAGCCUCCUACGAGUUCUCUGGUAGUCAUCACUCAGUAUCAUGUGUGCGUGGACGAAGUGGUACGCAAUGUGAUUCCUGCAGGUUACAAAACUAAAGCACUCAUUGAAGAUGUGGACUGCCAAAAGGCUCAUAGGAUUUCUGUUCGUGCUGUGACGGAGGCUGGCCAUUCGCCCGACCCCGCGUGCACUGUCUCCGUCGGAAAAAGAAGUAAUGUUGCUCCUCAGGAUGUUAAGGCUUCGUGUAUAACACCUGUCUCUGCUCAAAUUUCCUGGUACCCAGGCAAUUCCAACUACGAAACCAUUGUACUUUUAAAUGGAACGAAAGUUGGCGGUUGCCCACCAGGUGUAUAUCAAGUGCUUUUGAAAGGCCUUACUCCUAUGACUAGGUACCGAUGUUCAAUUCGAGUGAAAGACCCUGUCGCCGUUUUGGAAGAGAAACCAGUCGAAAUAGGUCUUCCCGAUCCCCCUGCCGAUGUCCAAUGUGAACUUGGGCCUCAAGACGGCACACUGCUUGUUACAUGGCAGCCCGUAACAAACCAACCGAAACCACCGUCCUUAGCCGCUGUAACGGGCUACUUACUGUAUGCGGACGGCAAGAAGAUCAGCGAUAUGGAAAGCCCGACUGGCGAUCAUGUACUUCUCCGGUGGUCUGAUCUUUGUGAUGACCCGCCCCUGUUUAUUACAGUGAAAACAAAAACAAAGGAAGGCGCCAUCAGCGCCGAUUCGAACGCCGUAAGGGUGCCUCGAUUCGACAGUAAACAGCCAUCGACGUAUCGGUCUUCCGACACUCUGAUGGCUGCCGCCAAAUUCAAAGUUUCAGCAGUGGGUUGACA